AUGGAGAAGUAUGGUGUGAAACAUAGGGUGGAAACUCCUUAUCACCCUCAGACAAGUGGGCAAGUUGAUGCCUCAAACUGGGAGAUCAAGAGUAUUUUGGCCAAGAAGUACAAGACCCCGAUUGGGAAUCCACCUUUCGAGCUAGUUUUUGGCAAAGCUUGCCACCUACCCGUUAAACUGGAGCACAAGGCCAUGUGGGCGUUGAAGAUGCUAAACAUGGAUUGGGAAGAAGCAACUAAGCUCCGAUUUUUUCAACUCAAUGAAAUGGAUGAAUUCCGCUGUCAGGCCUAUGAAAGUGCAGCAGUGUAUAAAGAGAGGAUGAAGCAGUAUCAUGAUAAGAAAAUCCUCAAGCGAGACUUCCAAAAGGGUGAUCCGAUCUUGCUGUAUAAUUCUAGACUGAAGCUACUACCGAGCAAGUUGAAAUCAAAGUGGUUUGUUCUUUUCGAGGUGGUGAGUGCUUCACCCCAUGGGGCGAUUGAAUUGAAGUUUGGAGAUGGGACUCACACAUUUAAGGUGAACGGGCAAAGGGUGAAUCACUACCAUGGUUGCAUUGAUGGUGAUAAGAUCCUGGAUCGGCACAGAUUGAAGCAUGUUACACUCCUGACCCGGAGUAAAAACGGGUACCACCGUCGGGCCGCGACAUUAAAUCAAGCGCUUCUUGGGAGGCAACCCAAGUUCACUUCUCUAUUGUUUUUUAUUUUUGUAGCUUAG
Lycium ferocissimum is the source of this 711-nucleotide messenger RNA. RefSeq lists its product as uncharacterized. The coding region runs from base 1 to 711 and encodes 236 amino acids. The record is from RefSeq and is a predicted model, not a curated record. The transcript has 2 exons. NCBI's taxonomy places the organism in Eukaryota, Viridiplantae, Streptophyta, Magnoliopsida, Solanales, Solanaceae. Gene Ontology annotation, molecular function: nucleic acid binding.